This is a messenger RNA of Colius striatus (speckled mousebird), 2811 nucleotides long. It is a transcript of the gene ERGIC2, whose product is annotated as ERGIC and golgi 2. Gene Ontology annotation, biological process: endoplasmic reticulum to Golgi vesicle-mediated transport; retrograde vesicle-mediated transport, Golgi to endoplasmic reticulum. The transcript has 14 exons. Gene Ontology annotation, cellular component: COPII-coated ER to Golgi transport vesicle; endoplasmic reticulum; membrane. Lineage: Eukaryota; Metazoa; Chordata; Aves; Coliiformes; Coliidae. The record is from RefSeq and is a predicted model, not a curated record. The coding region runs from base 220 to 1353 and encodes 377 amino acids.
ACAUGUGAAUUUUCAUUUCCAGUAAAGCUUAUUGCUUUAUUAUUGCACAGCAUGAAGCCUGCUCAACACCAAGGAGGAGCAGAGCAGGGAAUAGCUCUUGAGUAACUUCACUAGGCCACGCUGAAGGCUCGAGGUGCUCUUGAAACAGGGCAGAUGAGAGAUUUCUCUACAAGACAGUGAGAGAGUAUAUGAAGGAGGAGGUGGAGGAGUGUGCUGAAGAUGAGGCGACUGAAUCGGAAGAAGACCUUGAAUUUGAUGAAAGAAUUGGAUGCCUUUCCAAAGGUUCCUGACAGCUAUGUGGAGACUUCAGCAAGUGGAGGCACAGUUUCUCUAAUAGCAUUUACAACAAUAGCUUUCCUGACCAUAAUGGAGUUCACGGUGUACCGGGACACAUGGAUGAAGUAUGAAUAUGAAGUAGACAAGGAUUUUACUAGUAAGCUGAGAAUCAAUAUUGAUAUUACAGUUGCCAUGAGAUGUCAAUAUGUUGGGGCUGAUGUUCUGGAUUUAGCAGAAACAAUGGUUGCCUCUGCAGAUGGGUUGAUCUAUGAACCAGUAGUUUUUGAACUCAGCCCACAGCAAAAAGAAUGGCAAAGGAUGUUGCAGGUAAUUCAGAGUAGGCUGCAGGAAGAACACUCUCUUCAAGAUGUGAUAUUCAAAAGUGCUUUUAAAAGUGCUUCUACAGCACUGCCACCACGGGAAGAUAAUUCGUUACAGUCUCCAGAUGCAUGCAGAAUUCAUGGUCAUCUCUAUGUCAAUAAAGUGGCAGGGAACUUUCACAUAACUGUGGGCAAGGCAAUACCACACCCUCGAGGCCAUGCACACUUGGCAGCCCUUGUAAGCCACGAGUCCUAUAACUUCUCUCAUAGAAUAGAUCAUUUGUCAUUUGGAGAGCUUAUUCCAGGAAUUAUUAAUCCUUUGGAUGGAACAGAAAAAAUAGCAUCAGAUCAUAACCAGAUGUUCCAGUAUUUUAUCACAGUUGUGCCAACCAAACUUCAUACAUACAAAAUUUCAGCAGAAACUCAUCAAUUUUCAGUGACAGAAAGAGAAAGAGUAAUUAAUCAUGCAGCUGGCAGCCAUGGAGUGUCAGGAAUAUUCAUGAAAUACGACAUCAGCUCACUUAUGGUGACAGUGACAGAAGAACACAUGCCUUUUUGGCAGUUCUUAGUGAGGCUCUGUGGCAUCAUUGGGGGAAUUUUUUCAACUACAGGGAUUUUACACGGCUUUGGAAGAUUUGUAGCAGAAAUUCUUUUUUGCCGUUUGAGACUGGGCUCUCACAAAGCCACACCGGUCCCGCUUCCUGAUGGCCACACAACCAACCACUUACCUCUGAUUACAGACAAUAGUACACAUUAGCCUCCUGAGGAAAGCUUCUUUCUUCCUGCCUGAUACCAAGACACUUUUUUAAUAAUAAAGAAAACGUUGUGCAAUAUGCUGAGACAGUGCUGACAGGCAGCAAAACGCAAAGCCUUUACAAAAAACCCCAACCCAAACAACAAAACGAUUGGUGUAGUUUUCUUUGUCUUUGAGUGGACCUGGAGUCACAGGAGGCUGUGAGACCACUGAGGUUGGACCAUCCUCUGGAGGUGCUGAUUGGUGGCCAAGCUGAAGGUCUUUGUGCCGCUGCAGCGUCCGGGUGGUCUCUGCUCUGCCUGGGAAGGGCAGCAGACCCCGGAGGAACCGAGCACAGCCAGGCCGGGCAGCAACAAAGGACACGGGAGUCCAUCUGGGGUCUCUCACAGGCGUACAGCCUGGGGUUGGGGCUGUCUCGGUCUGUUUUAAUGGCGGGGUUGGGGGCUAUGAUGCUGUUCUUACAGGUGGGGAGCGAUCCUGGAAAAUCAUGAAGAGGAGGGAGACGAGAGAGAACUCAGGGAGUGAGGUGGCGCCCAAGCCAUAGCGCUGGUCUGGUGUAGCCGCUGCCAUGCUGCGCAGUGGGAGGAGCAGGAUGGAAAAUGGGGGGGUGCCUGGUGAGAGCGUAGGAGUGCCCCAGGGCUCAGCAUGGGCUUGGGGCAUUGCUGUUUCACUUGGAAUAAGAAUGCAUUUAAAUAAGGUAUUUAACUGUAGUUUUGGUAAAAGGCAAGACUCCCUAGCAAAAGGUGAAAUCAUUGUGCACCUCUUUGUUGGCAAAGAAACAGCUUCAUCAUUCCUCUGCUGCCAGUAUGGAAGCCAUGGUGUGUAAAUCCUGGAGAUGGGCAGGAAAAAGCAAGGAGUUGCUUUGCUUUGGUUCUCCAAAAUAGUGCAGAAGCGGGGAGCUGAGGGCAGCGGGGGGUCUGCCAGCCCAGGCGGGGAGCGGCAGGGUGGGCCGUAGGUGACUUCAGGGAAUCCAAAUCACUUGCUGCAGACAGGUGAUGGGAAGGGAUCUGCAGAAUUCAUCCUUAUCCUUCAUGAAGGUUUUUGUAAAAUAAAUUGAGAGCAAUAUGAGUUUUAUAUUGUAAAUAUGAAUGAGAAUGAAUGUUAUUAAUGCAGACAGUGCUUUGAGAAACUCAACUGCCCAUUGUGGCUUGACAAUUACUCCUCCAGAGCGAAGAAUUAGUAACGGGAUUCCUUCUCAGCAAAUCUGAUUUAACGAUGUAGUAGGAGCUGAUGCUGACCCUGGCCUUGGAAUGAAUAUUCUAAUUAAGAGGACUAACUAUGGAAAAAUAAAAAUGUCUGUGGUGGUGUCAGGUUUUGCUGACAUUUGUUAAUGUUACAGGCGCUUGGGUGGUGGUGGUGAGCACAGUGUAACUCCUGUGGCUGAUUUGCUAUGCAAAGCAAAGGGCUUCCUCAGCUGGGAAAUCACAUGAAAUAGUAAAUAAAAUGUGGGAAAUGAGGAAA